Owenia fusiformis is the source of this 2516-nucleotide messenger RNA. The record is from the annotation of a GenBank genome assembly. NCBI's taxonomy places the organism in Eukaryota, Metazoa, Annelida, Polychaeta, Sabellida, Oweniidae.
AUUUUUGCUAGGGAAGCCAAGAAAAUAAAAAUUUGUAACUUUAAACGUAUGAUUCUGCUGUAUUAUGACAGUCUGUUCUAUCAAGUUUUGCUCACGUAUUGUUUGAGUUAGGGAGAACAAGGUCUUCGAAACUAUGCGACAUCACGUUGCUUAGUUUGUCUACAGUCAACAGAACUAUUCGUGUCGUCAGAGGAGUAAUUUAAUCCAUAAGCUGAUAAAACAAAUCUUUCAGAAUGGAGAUGUAUGACACAAUCAAAGUGAUUGGGAAGGGCAGUUAUGGAGAGGUCUGGCUUACCAAACACAAGAAAGACAAGAAAAAUUAUGUGUUGAAAAAGAUGAAUUUACGCGAUUCAUCAAAGCGUGAAAGAAAGGCAGCUGAACAAGAGGCUAAGUUAUUAUCCAAACUACGUCAUCCAAAUAUAGUCUCCUAUAGGGACUCAUUUGAGACUGAGGAAGGUUAUCUGUAUAUAGCUAUGGGGUUCUGUGAGGGAGGGGAUCUGUAUAAUAGACUGAAAGAACAGAAAGGUACAGCACUUGAGGAGCGACAAGUGGUUGAGUGGUUCGUACAGAUAGCAAUGGCUCUGCAGUAUAUGCAUGAGAGAAACAUCUUACACAGAGAUUUAAAAACACAAAAUAUUUUCCUAACCAAGAGCAAAAUAAUAAAACUCGGAGAUCUAGGAAUUGCAAGGGUGCUAGAGAAUUCCAGUGAUAUGGCCAAUACACUAAUAGGAACACCAUACUACAUGAGUCCGGAGCUGUUUUCAAACAAGCCAUACAAUCACAAGUCUGAUGUAUGGGCUUUAGGGUGCUGUGUAUAUGAGAUGGCAACAUUAAAACAUGCAUUCAAUGCAAAAGACAUGAACUCAUUGGUAUAUAAAAUAUUAAGGGGCAAGAUGCCUACAAUGCCAAAACAGUACAGUCCCGAAUUACUUAAUCUAAUCAAAAUCAUGUUAGACCAAAACCCGAGUAAGAGACCCAGCGUUAAUAAGAUUCUCAGAGACCCAUACAUUAAGAAAAAUAUUGCCAUAUUUUUGGAAGGAACCAAGAAAAGUCGAAGGCCCUCUAGUGCUGGGAAACGUCCAUCAUCAGGUGGCACUAGACCUUCCUCAGGCGACUCUCAAAAACGCAUCACAGAUAUCAACUCCAGUCAAGACAGCAUAGUGAGCUCUUCAAUUGAGGAGGUUUCAGCAGAUCAGCGUGAUUUGCACACAAUAGAUGAAUCUCCCAAAUCGACUGGGGUUGAGGUAAAAAGCAGUGCUGCUCCACCGUCACGUAGAAAGGAGCGUCCAGUACCAAGUGGUGAAGACAAACAAAAACUAAGGAAAAAGAAGACCGAUGAAUCAGAUGGUCAUGAGAGACAUUCCAAAAAUCUAAAAGUUAAAUCAGUAGACAAGCCCCGUCCUCUCCCACCUCGACCUAACAGUGGGACCCCCAAGAAGCGUCCAGGCAGUGGUAGACAAUCCUCAGAGAGUGCCUAUAGCAGCAGUUCAACAUCAAUCUCAAGCUCUCAGGACAAUAACAGUACACCAGACAGUGAAACACCAAGGGUGAGCUCAGCCAGAGCGAGGAGGCGGGAACAGAAGAUGCGGGAAAGUACAGAAGAAACCCCAAGGAGCUCUCAAGUGUUAGAAAGGCGGAGAAAGUCAGCAGAUGUGGACCAGGUUGACUCCCACAGAGGUCUACUUAAACCACCAAAGAAAGAUGUAGUAAGAUCUGCUUCUGACAGUAGACUUCCAGACAAUUCAAAGCAAUCAAGGGUUGGCCUGAAGCCUCAUCCCCACAGACAGCCCUCUGUAGAUGGGGAUGACAGCAGUAGUGACAGCUCAGAGAGCAGCAUUGAAGAUGACAGCAAAAAGAAAAGAUAUAAACCCAGGGUACCCCCAAGGGGAAAGGUUUAUCAGUCCAAUAAAAAACCACCCCCUGUCCCAACUGCUAGAGUUCCCACCCCUGGCUCUGAUAGUGACAGCAGGGGAGAUAAAGAAAUGAACAACUUUAUAUCUUUACUUGAUACCACAUUACGACUUAACAAGGAUGAUGACAAAUCAGACGAUGAAGUAGAUGAGUUUGAUGUUCCUGAUAGACCCAAAGCCCCUGCCCCUGAGCCUGCCAUAGUGCGUAGAGCAUCAGAACCUCAGUUUGGAAUCAGUGAAGCCACUCUCAGUGCAUCUGGCAGACUCAUGGACAGAAUUAAUGUUUUACGCAGGGAUUGUAUAAGAGGAUUGGGUGUGUCCAAACUGAAGCAAGCGUAUGAUAUUCUUGACAAUAUAGAUGAAGAUGAAGUUGAGCCUAAAUUGGUGAAGUUGCUUGGAAAAGACAAUUUUGACAUGUUCGCAGGGAAAAUCUGGCAGUUGAAGUUCUGUGAAGAAUCAGCCUUUGGACUAAACUGAGAGUUAACAGCAAUAUUAAUUCUGUGCAUCAUUACCUUCUCUGCUCCAUCUUUAUUGAUAAGAACAACUAUGAACCGUGUGUUGUAUUUUGCAUCCAUGGGGAUGAGACUGUAUGGGACACAUAACUAU